UCUCUCUCUCUCUCUCUCUCUUUUCGUCGGUGUAUCAAUAUGGGAGAGACAAAGAUGUGCGCUCUCUUAGCUGUAGUUAUGACCUGCAUGAGCUUAGCGCCUGCGUGGAGAGCCCCAAAGCGCCGGGAAUAGCUACACCGGGAGUCGAUUGAUAAUUGACAGUUGAAAUUGAUCAGAUACUCCUCGUAUGAAGUCGAAUGGCUGAAUGAACAGUACGGAUGGACGAUACAAUUCGCGUCUGCACAUAUCAUCGCCGCGACUUCGACCUGGCGGUUACCAGGCUGAAUCCGCGAGUACACGAUGCAGUUCCAGACUCCCUGGCUCUCAACCUCCGGGCUCGCCAGGUCGCCUCCGCCGUGCCUGGAUACCAACCCCUUAUAACGCAUGCUCUCAAAGCCAUAUGCAUUAUCCUACGCACAAAUAUCGCGGCGUGGUACACUUUGAAAGACAUCUUCAAUGUGCUCUGCACCCGAGACUGUCUCCAAUGUGAUGCCUUUAGCGGGUUUGUUUUCCUCCCAUUGCUCGAGAGGUGCUGCAUCCGCUGUCUUACCUUCUCUCCCCGAUUCCGAGUCCUGCUAGCUGCAGAAAUCAAGAAGCUACUCGGCAUAUCACAGGCACAUCUACGCCAAUCUGUGCCGUUGCUGCAUACGAUUCCUGGAAUAUAUUCCAUGGACGAAUCUUCCCGCAAAAGAAGAAUGUAUAUCGUGGCCGUGAAGCAAGUAUUCAAUGCAUUUACGUUUCCCAGGACAUCAGCGUCAGUAGCGGCCACAGUUCCUGCAAACAGAGCCCACGCUAUUCUACGGUAUAUGGCCGGCACCACUCUACCGUAUGUCAAUAUCGAAAGUGGUGAGGUCCAGCGCGGCCUCUGCUGCCCAGGUUGUCAGAUCAUAAUUGAGGGCGGCACAACCCCAAACCCUACAGAAGUGCUUGCGAGGCGGGACCGUGUAUAUUCGAAGACUGGUUUCCUCGACCAUUUCGUACACUGUCCCGAGGCUCAAAAGCUGUGGAAGCGCAGCAAAGAAGGCAAGGUAGCCGUAAAGCUGCCAGUAUCUAUUAUCCGGGGGGUUUUUUUUAGCGAAAGAGAUGUUGUCAUGUCAUUUAGCAAGCGAAAAUAUUCCGAUCUGUAG
Molecule: messenger RNA, 1127 nt
Organism: Trichophyton rubrum CBS 118892
Lineage: Eukaryota; Fungi; Ascomycota; Eurotiomycetes; Onygenales; Arthrodermataceae
Exons: 2
Coding region: 219-1127 (302 amino acids)
Source: RefSeq, a predicted model, not a curated record